This is a messenger RNA of Triticum aestivum (bread wheat), 982 nucleotides long. RefSeq lists its product as uncharacterized. Bases 97 to 735 code for a protein of 212 amino acids. The transcript has a single exon. Lineage: Eukaryota; Viridiplantae; Streptophyta; Magnoliopsida; Poales; Poaceae. The record is from RefSeq and is a predicted model, not a curated record.
CCACGCUAGCUAGCUGCCUCCUCCUUGCCCUCUCCACUCCUGUCUGCCUGCAGGUGCAGGAAGAAAAAACGCGCAGCCGCUCGCACGUCUUCGGAGAUGUUGCGCACUGGCGUGAGGCGGCCGCGCUGCGCGCCAUGCGUCGCGGGGGCAGACGUGCACUGCCAUGCCGACGCGGCGUUCCUCUGCGCGCCCUGCCACGCCCAGGUGCACCGCACCAGCUCCCUCGCGUCCCGCCACCGCCUCACGCGCGUCCCACCGCCCAACCACGUCCGCGCGGAGGUUUCGGCCAGGGCGAUGGGCCUGCACACCUGGGGUGCGCGCCUACGUGCCGCCGGCGGCGGCCGCACGCGUGUCCCGCCGCCCAGCAACAUCCGCGGCCGCUGCGGGGCCGCGCUCCAACUUUUGGCCAGGCGGGUAGGCCUGGACGCGGGGGUUGCGCGCCUGCGUGCCGCCGCAGCCUUCCACACGCUCCGGGUCGAGUUCGCCUCCACGCCGCGCAUGCCGCUGCGUGUCGCGAUGGCGGCCGCGUUGUGGAGGGAGGUGGCGGCUCACGGCGGUGUCCACGAGCCCGGCUACGCACUCCAGCGCCUGGCAACUUGGGCGCACGUGCCUGCGAGUUUCAUUGUGGCGGUGGCGGCGGCCAUCGGGCGCGCGCGCCAAGUAAGGACGGCCGCAGUGGACUGCGCGAUCGUGAGCCCACGCGCGACACCACAGGAGCUUUGCUUAUUCGUCUAGUAUAUCCACUACUAGCAAAUAUGACCGUGCUUUUGCAACAGAAAAAAAUUGACACAUUACUAUGAGAAAAGAGGCGUUUCUCCAUCCGCCAAAACACCCAACAGUGAGGCACAAGCUCCAGAGUCAAUGCAAUAUCUACCGUUCAUGGAUUUAGUCGAUUUAUCAUUACUCAAUCACCCCAAGGAAACUUUUAAUAAAAUUAUAUUGUAAUCUUGCAUAUCAUUUGUAUUAAGCCUAAAUCUAUUGU